AUGCUUGUGGUAGACUUCACGACAGAAAGUCUGCUUCAGUGCAACCACGACCUCCCCAUCGACUGGCAAUGCAGCUUGAACGGCUCCGACACCACACAGCCCGUUCUUGCGCAGGGUCCGUUCGCUGAAGGCUGCAUUGUAGACAAUGCCCUCCUCGGCGUCACUGGCACAGAUCACAGCACCAUUGAUCUUGCCAACGCCAAUUGCAGAUUGAAAAGCGGUCUCGAUGUCGGUCAUCUUAAGUUCUAA
This is a messenger RNA of Penicillium concentricum, 249 nucleotides long. RefSeq lists its product as uncharacterized. The transcript has 2 exons. The coding region runs from base 1 to 249 and encodes 82 amino acids. Lineage: Eukaryota; Fungi; Ascomycota; Eurotiomycetes; Eurotiales; Aspergillaceae. The record is from RefSeq and is a predicted model, not a curated record.